CGAGAAUCUAAAAUUCGGAAACUUUUGUAAAUAUAAAACAAUUGGGAUUUUUUGUAUUACGGCAUCAAACAGUAGAAAUUUAUGAAAAUUUGCCGUAAAAAUUAUUAGAUUUCAUAUGCAUUAGACGGAUCAAUCGGGUCGGAUCCAACAGAACCCGGAAUGGGUCCAUUUUCAUCUAACAACACUCUAAUGGCGGCAAACAAAUCCCCCAAAUCUCUAUAAAUUCACUCCAAAUCAAAAACUAAUCAGAUCAAAAAAUGGCGGAUGAUGAAGCAGAGAUGUACGAUGGAGUUAGGGCACAGUUCCCAUUAUCCUUUGGUAAACAGCCUCAAGCUCAUAAAUCCCUCCAACUCAUUCACAAUUCCACUCGCCGGACCACCAACUCCUCCGCCGUCAUCACCACCACAUCCACCUCCGCCGCGGCCGGCAGUAAACUUGAGGCAUCGCCUUUCCCUUCUCUAUCUACUUCCUCUAAAUCAUGGCUUAAUUCGCUCAAAAACCCUAAUUAUAAAUCCAAUAUCAUCGGCCCAACCCGUCCUAAUACUGGACUGAGCUCGAGAAAUGACAAGUCGGAAGAGGAGGAGGAGGAUAGUGCUAUUAUUGGGCCACGUAGACCCGCAGUUGAUGCGAAGACGGAGGAUGAUGAGGAAGGUGAAACGAUUGGGCCGCCUAGGCCUGUAGUUGAUGCGAAGACGGGGUAUGAGGAUGAUGAGGAAGGUGAGAUGAUUGGACCGCCUAGGCCUGCAGUUGAUGCAAAGGCGGGGGAGGAUGAGGAUGGGGAAAUGAUUGGGCCACCACGACCUCCGAGGCAAGAUUCGGAGGAUGAGAUGGAAGAAGAAGAGGAAGAGGAACAGAAUCGGUAUAGGAUACCUUUGAGUAAUGAAAUUGUACUCAAAGGACAUACAAAGGUUGUUUCUGCUCUUACUGUGGAUCAUUCCGGAUCAAGGGUUCUCUCUGGUAGCUAUGACUAUACUGUUCGUAUGUAUGACUUUCAAGGAAUGAAUGCUCGAUUACAGUCGUUUAGACAGCUGGAACCAUCUGAAGGGCAUCAAGUUCGUAGUUUGAGCUGGAGUCCGACAGCAGACCGAUUUUUAUGUGUUACUGGGUCAGCCCAAGCAAAGAUCUAUGAUCGCGAUGGACUUACACUUGGGGAAUUUGUAAGGGGAGACAUGUAUAUACGUGAUCUUAAGAAUACGAAAGGUCAUAUAUCUGGAUUGACAUGUGGAGAAUGGCACCCCAAAACAAAGGAGACAAUUUUGACAUCGUCGGAGGAUGGUUCGUUGCGCCUGUGGGAUGUCAAUGACUUUAAGAGUCAAAAGCAGGUUAUUAAACCAAAACUUGCUCGGCCUGGGAGAGUUCCAGUAACGACAUGUGCUUGGGAUCGGGAAGGAAAAAAAAUUGCAGGUGGUGUAGGAGAUGGUUCUAUACAGAUAUGGAAUCUUAAGCCUGGAUGGGGAAGCAGGCCAGAUAUAUAUGUUGCAAAUGCCCACUCAGAUGAUAUUACAGGAGUGAAAUUUUCAAGUGAUGGUCGGAUAUUAUUGUCAAGAAGUUUCGAUGGUUCCUUAAAGGUUUGGGAUUUGCGCCAGAUGAAAGAACCCUUGAAAGUGUUUGAUGAUCUCCCAAACAAUUAUGCUCAAACUAACAUUGCAUUUAGUCCUGAUGAACUACUGUUCAUUACUGGGACGUCUGUUGAAAAAGAUGGGACUACUGGAGGAAUGCUAAGCUUUUUUGAUCGAGGAAAGCUAGAACUAGUGUCAAGAGUUGGAAUAUCUCCUACUUACAGUGUUGUGCAGUGUGCCUGGCACCCUAGGCUGAAUCAGAUAUUUGCAACAGUUGGGGAUAAACAUGAAGGUGGAACUCACAUUUUAUAUGAUCCAACACUGAGUGAAAGAGGAGCACUAGUUUGCGUUGCUCGUGCACCCAGGAAAAAGUCUGUGGAUGAUUUCCAGGCAGAGCCAGUUAUUCAUAAUCCACAUGCGUUACCCUUAUUUAGAGAUCAACCUAGCCGCAAGCGUCAGCGAGAGAGAGUAUUGAAGGAUCCACUGAAGUCUCAUAAACCUGAGCUGCCAAUAACAGGGCCAGGUUUUGGUGGUAGAGUUGGUUCAACCAAGGGAAGCUUGUUGACGCAAUAUCUUCUUAAGCAAGGUGGCUUGAUAAAGGAGACUUGGAUGGAAGAAGAUCCUAGAGAAGCAAUCUUGAAGCAUGCCGAUGCAGCCGCAAAAGAUCCAAAAUUUAUUGCUCCAGCAUAUGCUGAUACACAGCCUGAACCACUUUUUGCCGAGCCAGAUGCCGAAGAUGAAGAAGAUAAGUAAUCUACAUGUUUCCAAAUGCCUUUCUGGAUUUAUGUUGCAAUCUGUGUGCCAGUAAUUUUUUCUGCUUGACUGCUUGUAGAAUAUAUGUUGAGAGUAAUCCUCAUAUGUAAUCUUUCAUUAAAAUGACUCUCAACCUGGGUAAAGUACAAUAACUGAUUCAUAUCAUAAAGUUAUUUUUUGUUAUUAUAGUUUUACUUUGUCA
Capsicum annuum is the source of this 2514-nucleotide messenger RNA. Its product is annotated as WD repeat-containing protein 70. Gene Ontology annotation, molecular function: protein binding. The record is from RefSeq and is a predicted model, not a curated record. NCBI's taxonomy places the organism in Eukaryota, Viridiplantae, Streptophyta, Magnoliopsida, Solanales, Solanaceae. The transcript is spliced from 8 exons. Gene Ontology annotation, cellular component: site of double-strand break; nucleus. Bases 258 to 2312 code for a protein of 684 amino acids. Gene Ontology annotation, biological process: regulation of DNA double-strand break processing.